AUGGCGGAGCACCACCAGCACCACGGCGAGGCAGCCACGAGCCACCUCUCGGAGAAGGGCCCCACCACCUCCCAGAUCGUCGCCGUCGUCUGCCUCGUCCCCGUCGGCGGCUUCCUCCUCACCGUCGCCGGCCUCACCCUCGCCGGAACCCUAUUCGGCCUCGCUGUCUCCGCCCCCCUCUUCGUCAUCUUCAGCCCCGUCAUAGUCCCCGCCGUCCUCACGUUCGCCCUGGCCGUCGCCGGAUUCCUGACUGCAGGCGCGUUCGGCGUGACAGCCCUGUCCUCCGUCAUUUGGCUGCUCAACUACCUGAGGAGGAUGCGGGAGGGAACGCUGGAGCACAUGGGGCAGCGCGUGCAGGAUACGGCGGGCCGCGUGGGCGAGAGGACGAGAUAG
Molecule: messenger RNA, 393 nt
Organism: Striga hermonthica
Lineage: Eukaryota; Viridiplantae; Streptophyta; Magnoliopsida; Lamiales; Orobanchaceae
Source: the annotation of a GenBank genome assembly